CAACAAUCAAUGCGACACCCGCUAUGGGUAUUCCUGGCCUUUGGGACAUUCUCGGCGAAGGCGAAGUGAAAUCUCUUGCACAGCUAUCAACAGAGCACUACAAAAAGCACAACCGGCCUCUCCGCGUAGCAAUCGACGAAGCAGGAUGGCGUUUCCACAAUUUGAACGACGCCCAAGUUGCUGCGAUUCGUCAAAAGGUGCCUGAAGCCAAUCCGAUAGAAAAAGCCAUUCUCUGGAGAGUGCUAAAGCUCAUGCGGAUGAAUAUUCAACCAAUCUUUAUCUUUGACGGACCUUCGAGACCAUGGAAGCGUGGUGGUGUUGCGGGAAGAAUUGAUUGGAAGAAGAUUGAUCUGUUGAGGAAGACGUUGGACCAUCUGAAGAUUCCCCAUCAUCGAGCACCGGCGGAGGCGGAGGCGGAAUGUGCGAGGUUGAAUGAGUUGGGCAUUGUGGAUGCUGUAUGGACCGAUGAUGGUGAUGCCUUGAUGUUCGGAGCCAAGGUGUUGAUCAAGGAGCACCGAGAGGGUAAGACUGCGAAGAAGAGUGACAACCUGGUCCGAAUCUACCGUGCAGAUGUCAUUGAGCAGAAGCACCGGAUUAACCGGCAAGGCCUCAUCUUGUUUGCUCUGCUGAGCGGUGGUGAUUAUGACACCAAAGGUCUACCAGGAUGCGGACCAAUGGCUGCGCUGGAAGCAGCACAAUUCGACAAUGGCAGACUGGGCAAGAUACUCUGCGAAACACCACUGCGACAGCUACAUUGUUUCACCGAGUCAUUACGAACCUACUUUCAAAUGCCUGGAAGCAGAAAUGUCUACGUGCCGCCUGGCUAUCCGCGAGAUCUGCAUGUCAAGAACUAUCGCGAGCCAAAGGUAUCAACAGUAGAGCAAGCGAACGAUCUCAGAGGCCUCAAGAAGGGCUGGAAUGUACCGGUGGACGAGAAGAAGCUCCGUGUCUUCUUGCUGGAGAGGUUCAACUUCACGACCAGGGAGUAUAUUAAGCAUAUUCUCCCUGUUCAGUUGAUCAAGGAACUUGUCGCAACCACACCGGAAACUGUCAGCAAGAACUUGGUGUUCGAGAUCGAGCUGGUCCACAAACGAGGACGAGAUCACGAUGAGCAAUGCCUGGAGCGACAGGUCACAUUCAAUCCGAAACGAUGUACUGAAGAAAAUUGCUGGACGCAACCACCGAAUGAGGACUGGGAAGCACUGGCGACAAAGGCCAGUGGUGCUUUUGAUCCGACGAUUCCCGUUGAAGUGGAGUUUCUGGAUUAUGUUCUCGCUGGAGCGCUUGGAGAGACAGAGAUGCAACGACUGAAGGAGGCUGCCAGCCAGCCGAAGCCACGAAAGCGCAAGACUCAAGACAGUCAAGUCGAAGAUGGUAGUCAGACGGCAGCUGAGUCGGCAGACGCCACAAGUCAGUCAACAGCGAAGAAGCAGAAGAAGCGAGCCAAAAGUACAACAGAUGUUGCGACUUCCUCAACCCAAGAAGUGGCAACGAGCCAAACCACGAUAGAACCUCCGACAAAGCGAAAGCCAUCCAAAAGACACGGCAAAGACAUUCCUCCCACAGUACCAGCGGACCAAGAAGUCCCAGACCCAACGCCACCGCCAGUAAAGAAGGGCUUCCAACUACCACGAGCACUCGUUCGCAACCCAUCUAUGCUUUCCGAGAUGUCCUCUCAAAGCAGUCAGACUCACUUGUCUCGAAGUGCUUCAUACCAGUCAGUCGAGUCUACUCCGAUGCUGAGUCGAGAGCCAUCCGGUCUCACAGCCUCGACAAGCUUCUCGAAUGGCCUGUCAUAUUCAGUUCAAGAUGUUGAUUUUGAGGACGUUCUGGAUCUGUCAGCCGCCCCUUCGCGAGCUGCCAGACCGAUGAGUUUUGCAAGGAACGGUCCGCCGAGCAGCCAACAUCAUCCAGAAGCUGGGUCUUGGACAGCGCGAUCGAUUACACCGCCUGACGGCUUGGUGUGGUCACCAUCGCCAGAGCCGACGAGGUUACCUGCUGUCCAGCCGUGCUUGCAAAAACCUGUUCAGAUGAAGUCUCAGCAGCGACCAGUUGCACCACCUUUGCCGAACAGGCAAGAGCCUGUAGUUGUUGAUUUGCUGGAUGACGAUGAAGACACACCGCGUCUUCAAGUACCGCCUGCACCGAAGCCUCACGUUCAAUCAGCCAUCCCGGCUCUUCAAUCAAACAUUCCCGCUCAGCCACCGCAAUCUGCUGUCCGACCAGAGCCGCUGGACCCAAGACAGCAAAUCGCCGCUGCACGACUCAAGCAUUUUGAGCAGAUGGCCAGGCAAGCUCCCAUUGAGAGCAAAGUGUUGCCGGCUGGACCGGAGAAAGUACACGAGACCAUUGACCUCACCCUCGACGAUUGAGUGCUUCUUACACUCGUGGGAGUUAUCAAAAAUCAAGAUAAUUCUUGGACCUGGCAAGAUACCCGACGAGAGUUGGCUGAGAAAGCAGACUCGUUGCGUGAGGUAGCAAGUAGAUGUAGCAACAGAGCCAAUGAAUUCAAAAAACAAUCCAGACAAGGCGGUAGGUAUGG
Aureobasidium pullulans EXF-150 is the source of this 2542-nucleotide messenger RNA. RefSeq lists its product as uncharacterized. The transcript has 2 exons. Gene Ontology annotation, molecular function: 5'-flap endonuclease activity. Lineage: Eukaryota; Fungi; Ascomycota; Dothideomycetes; Dothideales; Saccotheciaceae. The record is from RefSeq and is a predicted model, not a curated record. The coding region runs from base 24 to 2372 and encodes 782 amino acids.